AUGCGCCUCGUUCUCUUUGUAAUUAUUGGAUGUGGAAUAACGGUUCAGAAGGAAUCAGAAAACGGGGACUCAUCGAUAAAACCGUCUAUAGCUAUCGUCGGCGCCGGUAUCUCGGGACUAUCAACCGCGCGUCGACUGAUUGAGCUUGGAAUUGAUGACUUUGACAUUUUCGAGGGUCUUGACCGCAUCGGAGGAAGAAUUCAUGCAAUACCAUACAAGGACGGAUACCUUCAAAUGGGAGCGCAAUUCAUUAAUGGAGCGGAUAACCCACUUUACAAGAUUGCUGAUCGACUUGGAUUGAUAUCAUAUGUGGUUUCGGAUACGGCUCAUAUCGAUAAUGCCAAAUUCGUUUAUGGUAAUUACAGUGUGAACGAGGAUGACAUCAAGCUAUUUCUUGAAUUCAUUCAACCGCUAGACCCAAAAUAUCGUCGAAUUGCAAAGUAUGAUGAAAGAGCUUCUCGACGAUAUACCUUCAAGGAACUAUUCACUGUCGAUUACAUGGACUUCUUAAAAAAGAAUAAUAUCACUGGAGAACGGAAGAAUGUAUUUGAUUCUCUUGUACGAUCAUUCCGGUCAUACUGGGAAUUCGAAUGGGCUGCUGACUGGUCCAAACUGAGUGUUCAAGUAUUGAAGGAAUGGAACGAUUAUGGCCGGGAAUGCGAAUCAUUCGGAACUAAUCGCAUUGGCUUCAAAGGAAUCAUCGACGACAUCGCAAGCGUCAUUCCACCAAAUGCCAUCAAGUUCAAUACUCGAGUUGAAAACAUCGCUCUGAACAGCGACACUGGAAAGCUUACAAUAACAACCAACAAGGGAAUUGUAGAACGGAAAUACGACUAUGUGGUAGUGACAUCGUCGUUGGGUGUACUCAAGAAGUAUCAUCAAACGAUGUUCACUCCAUCGCUACCCCGUCAAAAAAUUGAAGCCAUCGAAAAAAUCGGAUUCGGUGGAAGUUGCAAAAUUUUCCUCGAAUGGGACAAACCAUUCUGGUCCAACGACACUUACUCAAUUGCUCCGCUACCAAUAAAAGGGCUUGGAAGGGAUCAUCUGGAUCCGUUUGAGGAAGAAACUACGACUUUACAAGUUGUUGAUUGGGCUCCGAAUGUACUGAGUGCCUGGUAUGCUGGAAAAGGGCACGAGGUCAUCGACAACAUGAGCGAAGACGAGAUCCGAGUUCGCAUGGCAAAAACUCAACUAACGAAAAAUGAACUCUUGCUCGGAUCAUACUCAUACAUGACUCAAGUUCAAGCCCUCUCCCGAAUUUCUCAUUCCCAACUGGCGAUUCCCGUCAAACUCGAUGGUCGACCAAAAAUUUUGUUUGCUGGAGAAGCAACACAUCACAGACUUUUCCAAACGACAAUUGGAGGCUAUUUGAGUGGACGACGCGAAGCAGAUCGCGCGUUUUCGGAUUGGAAAAAAUUCGAAAAAGUUGGCAACAAGAAAAGGGACACAGUGAAUUGUACCCGAAUUCAGACCAUCACCUUCUAA
Molecule: messenger RNA, 1485 nt
Organism: Caenorhabditis bovis
Lineage: Eukaryota; Metazoa; Nematoda; Chromadorea; Rhabditida; Rhabditidae
Source: the annotation of a GenBank genome assembly